Molecule: messenger RNA, 1653 nt
Organism: Xylaria bambusicola
Lineage: Eukaryota; Fungi; Ascomycota; Sordariomycetes; Xylariales; Xylariaceae
Product: cytochrome P450
Exons: 5
Coding region: 1-1653 (550 amino acids)
Molecular function (GO): oxidoreductase activity, acting on paired donors, with incorporation or reduction of molecular oxygen; heme binding; iron ion binding
Source: RefSeq, a predicted model, not a curated record
AUGCCUGGCGUUUGGAUUUACCCAGUUCUCGCCCUCUUGGGCUUGGCGAUAUACCGUAUCCUUCAGAUUGGUAGCAGACCAAAGGACUUCCCCCCUGGACCGCCGACCCUCCCGAUAAUAGGUAACCUACACUUGAUGCCCAAGGAGAAUGGACAUGUUCAGUUCAAGAAAUGGGCCGAAGAAUACGGACCGGUUUACUCACUCAUGCUGGGACCUAAUGUCAUGAUCGUCUUCUCUUCGGAUCAGGCUGUUAAAGACACGUUCGAUAAGAAGAGCUCUAUCUACUCAUCUCGCCCCGAGGUCUACAUUGCUCGAAUGGUCGGCGGCUCACACAAGGUCGAUGGCGGCUACCGUGUUCUGAACAUGCCAUAUGGCGACCGAUGGAGGAUGGCCCAUCGUGUCUACCACAGUAUUCUCAACAUCAAGGCUGCCAAGAGCUUCGUUCCUUAUCAAGACCUCGAGAACAAGCAGAUGCUUCAAGGUUUUCUAGACAAGCCAGAUUCAUUCGUUGAUCACCUGAAACGAUAUUCCUUUUCUUUGACUACCCAGAUGAUCUACGGUUUCCGAACACCUACUUUGGACGACUGGAGACUCAAGUCCCUAUUUCACAAUCUUCAUCAGUUCUCCAAGGCCAUGGGCACUGCUUCCGCUAUGAUCUUAGACAUGUUUCCCCCUCUGCGAGCCUUGCCGGAUUCUCUCCUCUCCAGCCGAGCUCACGCCAAGAAGCUCCACGAUGUCGAGUUGAAGUUCCACAAGGGUAAUUGGAUGGAAGUGAAGAAAAAGCUCAAGGCCGGUACUGCUAAGCCCUCUCUCUGUGUCGACUUGAUCAAGGCUCAGGAUGCGGAAGGCUUCUCUGACGAACAGGCCGGCUACAUCGCCGGAAACCUCCUGGAAGCCGGCGCCGACACGACAGCGGCCCAGUUGACUGGUUUCGUUCAAGCUAUGUUGCUGUUCCCUGAGGUACAAAAGAAGGCUCAAGAAGAACUCGACCGUGUCUGUGGCUCUCGAUUCCCCACAAUGGACGACUGGGAUGACCUGCCCUACAUCCGCGCUUGCGUUAAGGAGACCAACCGAUGGAUGCCAACAGCCAUUCUAGGUAUUGCACACUCUAACAACAAGGAAGACGUAUAUAUGGGUUACAGGAUUCCCAAGGACUCGAUGUGUGUAGUCAACGUCUGGGCUAUCCACAUGGAUCCCAAGCGCCACCCCAACCCAUCUGUGUUUGACCCUGAGCGAUACAUCGACGACCACACCACCUCUCAGGAAUCUUCGCAACAGAGGGAUGUAUCAAAGCGCGAUAACUUCCUAUUCGGUGUUGGCCGGCGUAUCUGCCAGGGCAUGCACAUUGCCGACCGUUCCAUGUUCCUCGCCAUCUCACGUCUGCUCUGGGCGUUCCGCAUGGAGGCCCCUCUGGACAAGGACGGGAAGCCCAUCAUUCCCGACCCAACUAAACUGAUCCCUGGCAUGUUGGUGCAACCCGAGCCGUUCCGGGCCGCCAUCAACCCCCGCACACAGAAGCACGCCGAGGUCAUCCGCAGCGAGUGGGCCGAUGCCUUCAAGCUCCUCGACAACGAGGAACAGUGGAAGGAGAUCCCCAAGGGCAUGCCUCUAUCGACAUACGAGCCUGUGGCCGUUGGGGACCUCGAGAAGUAA